AUGGGCUCCAUAACAUUCGACCCCGACCUACAAGCUGCCCUUGAACAAGACACACACAUUAAGUUCAUCCGCAACCACCCAACAAGGAAGACCCUCUCCAACAACCCCGACUUCCAAGAAACAUCCCUUCACACCCACAUCUCCGAAGACCUCCGAAACAACAAUCUCAUCACAGGCACCCUCGCCGGACCCCAGAAAGUACUCCUGGCACCUUUCACAUUCAAAAAUCAUUCAGAAAACAGCAUUGUCAUGUUCAUGUACCUGGGCAGCGGUAUCUGUGGACAUCCGGGUAUCGUGCAUGGCGGAGUCCUCGCAACGCUUCUGGACGAGGCUCUUGCUCGAUGCUGUUUUCCGGUUUUGCCUAAUAAGGUGGGCGUGACGGCAAAUCUGAAUAUUGAUUAUAGAGCGCCGGUUAUGGCCAAUUCAUAUGUUGUUCUCAGGGCUAGGACGAAGAUGGUUGAGGGUAGGAAGGCUUGGGUUGAGGGUAGGAUCGAGACUUUGGAUGAGAAUGGGGUGGGAUUGUUGGUGGAGGCGACUGCGCUUUUCAUAGAGCCGAGGAGGGCUGAGACGUUUGAGACUCCUUAUAAAGGUGUUUAG
This is a messenger RNA of Penicillium odoratum, 597 nucleotides long. Its product is annotated as PaaI family thioesterase. The record is from RefSeq and is a predicted model, not a curated record. The transcript has 2 exons. The coding region runs from base 1 to 597 and encodes 198 amino acids. Lineage: Eukaryota; Fungi; Ascomycota; Eurotiomycetes; Eurotiales; Aspergillaceae.